AUGGGUAUAAACGAUCCGUUCCGCAUCAGCCCCCAAAGUCAAGAGUACCAAGAUUUUCUGCGUUGCCCUGAUGCAAACUUCUGGAUGCAAAUUUCCGGUCUCCCAACCUUCAACCCAAGCCGACAGCGAGCCAAGCACAUCGUUCACCCAUGUUGGCGAAUUGCUCACCGAGUCCUUACGACGAGUAUCUUCGGGCGUCUCGAGCCCGGUCAAAUCAACAGAUGUCGAGCCGUCGGCCUAGACUUUCCGGAUCCCGAGUACAUACCUGUCGACACCCCACCGAACUUCCUGCUAGAUUGUGACACUCUCAUCCGGAUGGAGAUGUUGCUCGAUCGGGGAACCCGCACGUACAGUUGGUUAGACGCUGACAAAGCCCCGGUUUACAUCCUGCCAAGUUGGAUCGGUUCCUCAUUCGAUGCAGGCGACCCCGACACUUGGCUCCCUCCAGAUCAAUUGACCCAAGCAGGUGUAUUCCCAGAAUUCGGUGAUGAUGAGGGUGACGACGCAGAGGAACAAGAGGAAGAAGAUGACGAAGAGGACGACGAGAUGCCCGAAGCUGAAGACCAUUUUGACCAACCCUCGAUGCAACAGCCGAUGUUUCAGCACGAUCAGUUCCGGCCCUCCACAUCAUUUUGA
Messenger RNA from Lactuca saligna, 636 nucleotides. NCBI's taxonomy places the organism in Eukaryota, Viridiplantae, Streptophyta, Magnoliopsida, Asterales, Asteraceae. The record is from the annotation of a GenBank genome assembly.